Messenger RNA from Styela clava, 1136 nucleotides. Its product is annotated as nucleoside diphosphate kinase B-like. The record is from RefSeq and is a predicted model, not a curated record. NCBI's taxonomy places the organism in Eukaryota, Metazoa, Chordata, Ascidiacea, Stolidobranchia, Styelidae. Gene Ontology annotation, biological process: GTP biosynthetic process; UTP biosynthetic process; CTP biosynthetic process. Gene Ontology annotation, molecular function: nucleoside diphosphate kinase activity.
ACGGCAAACCCUUUCCUUUCAACGCUCCACUCACGAGGUAGGCAUCGUUUUUAGUUCCCCUGAUGAUAGUUACUCUUCAGUUAAUUUUUGGUUAUCUGUUUUGGAAGAAGCCUGCAAAAAAUAAAAUGUCAAAUACCGAAAGAACAUUCAUUGCUAUUAAGCCCGAUGGUGUCCAACGUGGACUUGUGGGUAAAAUCAUUCAGAGAUUUGAAGAAAAAGGCUUCAAAUUGGUUGCUAUGAAAAUGAUUCAAGCAAGCCAGGCUCAUCUUGAAGAACAUUACGCUGAUUUAAGCAAGAAACCUUUCUUUCCCGGUCUUGUAAAGUACAUGGGUUCGGGGCCCGUUGUUGCUAUGGUUUGGGAAGGCUUGGGCGUGGUUAAAACUGGAAGAGUAAUGCUUGGAGAGACAGAUCCAGCGAAAUCUUUGCCAGGAACCAUCAGGGGUGACUAUUGCAUACAUGUGGGGCGAAACAUUUGUCAUGGAUCAGAUGCGGUUGAUUCUGCAAACAAAGAAAUCAAGCUUUGGUUUAAGGACGCUGAACUUUCAGACUAUAAAAGUUGUGAAAGUGACUGGCUUUACGAAUAAUUUCUCCAUCCAUCAGAAUUAGUAUUAUUGUUAGCAAGUGUCUAUUAUUGUUUUUUGGUUCAAUAAUCCAUGUAGAUAUUUUCAUUUUAGUUACCAGCACAAAGAAAAUCAUUUUCCCACAUUCAGACAUUUAUUGCAAUAUCUAAAUACAGAAAUAUAGACAAAACACAGUUAUAUCUUGUUACUUUUGCCGCUAUUUAUCUUGAACUAAUUACUCAAUUUGUUUUGUGUUCAAACGGAGACAAUAAUUUGAAAAUAAUUGAUUUGGUUCGUUCUGUAGUUUGCAAUCUCAGACAAAUGCUUAUUUAUGUUGUUAUUGUAGUUUUGUUGCUGCUUAUUUUUCCCGAAAGUCACUUUGCACUGCAUAAGUAAUUUAGUACUUAGUUCUAAUUUAAUUGUUUCUCAAACAAUGGGUAAUCAUGUUUUUCAAAUACUAAACUAAUUAAUACUGUCGACGCUUGUUUCAAUUUAUUGAAUCACUUGUUAUUCUAUAUCAAUACCCAAAGUUCAGUUCACAAUUAUUUAUAUUAUGUUCACUCUUGAAUCAUUUAG